UCUUCCUGGAUGGCAUCAGGUGUUCUGUAGAGAAACUUUACAAUCUGGGGAAGUGAAUGCCUUGCCUAGCUACUGAAAAGAACUUCCAUCACUUUUCUCGCCACUUCUGGAUCUCUGGCCUUUGAACUUUUACCUGUGGAAUUUUUAAAAUACAUACAUUCCCUGGAUACAAUUACAAUUACAAGUUUUUUUAUUUAAAUCUCUCAAUCACAAAUGAAUCCUAUUCCUAUCCAUUUUCCAUUUAGGAAGACUGAAGAUUUCCACUACUGCUGACAUGCAAAGUCAAAGACAGUAGCAAAAGUGCAAAAGAAUUCAAUGAUCUUUAGAGCCUGGUCACGAAAAACAGCAACCCACAACUAUGCAGUCAAAGUAAUCUGUGCGAAUUUUCAAUCCAUAGACCCUAUAGCAUCGGCAGUUUCUCAGAAGCAUGUUUUGGACACGUGGCAUGCUGACUGCUAGCUGAACCAUGAAAUAUGGCCCCCACCACACCUUCAUGCCACAUGGACUAUGACCCACUUACAAUAUAUAUAUGAGUUUGUUCCUGUGAAGAAAAUAUGCACUACUCGUUUAAAUAUCUGUUCAUUGCAUCCAACCUAUUUGGGUUCAUUUACAUCUUUCAAUUAUAUCAACUACAAUCUCCUGAUUCUAAAACAAGCUAUGUUACCAACGUUGUUACCGGCUCCUUCAUAGCAUUAGAGGAUAACAAAACCUUCAUCAUCUCUCCUUAUUAUGAUCCCAGAGGAGACAGCUUAAUAAGAAUACUCGCCAUAGUCCAUAAAACAGUGAAGAACCUCUACUGCUUGUUCCAUUGUAAGCAAAAUGGUUAUGUAAAUGUUAAAGCAAAAAUUGAUAUUGUUAAGGAUCAAUUUGGAUUUCCAUAUGAAACCGCUCAUCUCUUAUGUGGAAACCCAUCUGAAUGUGAUUAUGUCUACAUGUCUGUCCAUACAAACAGCUCAAAAGACGUAAGGCAAAUUCCAAUGUUUAGAAUUCAAAAAGAUCCUAUAAGGGCAUUUUCUGCCAAUUUUAGUGUUUGUAUCUCUGCCUUUUAUGGACAGUAUAAUAAUGUUUUGCAGACGAUUCAGGCUAUUGAAAUGUAUAAAUUACUAGGAGCUUCUAAAAUUAUCAUCUACAACAACAGCUGCCAUGACAAUGUAGACAAAGUUUUAAGACAUUACAUCCAAGAAGGUGAUGUAGAUGUAAUACCCUGGCCAAUAGACACCUAUCUGAGAACUUCGAGAAAAUGGAAAUACGUUGAAGGACUUGACAGUGAUAUUGGCUACUAUGGACAAAUUGCAUCUUUAAAUGACUGCAUAUACAGAAAUAUGUAUAAAAGCAAUUUUAUUCUCUUAAAUGACAUUGAUGAGAUUAUUCUUCCUGUAAAAUAUGGGGAUUGGUCAUCUUUAAUGGAGAGUCUCCAGAAAAAACACCCAGAAGCAAGCGUCUUUCGUUUUGAAAAUCAUGCUUUUCCAUCAUCGGUCGAAGCAACUGGAUCCAAUCGAUGGAAUCAUGUUCCUGGGAUUAAUAUUCUUCAAUAUCCAUAUAGAGAACCUAGUGAUAGAAAUUCUGUCAAACCACGAAAAAUGAUUAUGAAUCCACGGAAAGUUAUUCAGACAUCAGUCCACCACAUUUUAAAGGCUGAAGGAUAUUCUACAGACGUUUCGAGUCAAGAUGCCAUUCUAUUUCACUGUAAGCAUAAAAGAAACAAGAAGAUUCCAGAUAAGGACUUGAUCAAGGAUGACAUUGUUUUGAAAUACAGUCCGUACUUAGAGCCUAAUGUUGAUAAGGUUGUUCAGAAACUUUUCCCACAGCCCUAGCUCAGAUGCACAGGCUCGAGCGAACAGCAUGACAAAGCACUAGGGUUGUUUCACUGGCUGCUCUCACCAUUUACAAACUGGGCUUUAUUAAUGGCAAAAGAAUUUCAUGUAUUGUCCCACCAGCCAUUAUAUAACUAGUUUCAUGUUUUGACCUGUAGUCAAAAAAACUAUUUUUGGCCAAGUCAGAAAGAAGGAUGCGUUAAUUAUUCUACAUGUCCCUUUUUUUUCCUUUACUUUAUGUAAAGUGGGUUGUAUUAGAAGUUUAAUAGUCCUUCAAAAAUAAAAACUAAACUUGUUAGAUACAGAGAAUUUACAGCAAUUGUGUUUAUAGCUUAUUGUACUAUUAUUCUUCACAUUCCUCAAAUUGGUGUGUCUGUUGCU
This is a messenger RNA of Bufo bufo (common toad), 2195 nucleotides long. Its product is annotated as beta-1,4-galactosyltransferase galt-1-like. The transcript has 3 exons. The record is from RefSeq and is a predicted model, not a curated record. The coding region runs from base 555 to 1814 and encodes 419 amino acids. NCBI's taxonomy places the organism in Eukaryota, Metazoa, Chordata, Amphibia, Anura, Bufonidae.